Messenger RNA from Salvia splendens (bonfire salvia), 948 nucleotides. RefSeq lists its product as uncharacterized. The coding region runs from base 1 to 948 and encodes 315 amino acids. The record is from RefSeq and is a predicted model, not a curated record. The transcript has 3 exons. NCBI's taxonomy places the organism in Eukaryota, Viridiplantae, Streptophyta, Magnoliopsida, Lamiales, Lamiaceae. Gene Ontology annotation, molecular function: nucleic acid binding.
AUGACAAAGCUCAUGCAAUUCGAGUACGAGAUAAGAUAUCGGAAGGGGUCAGACAACACAGCUGGAGAUGCUCUAUCCCGAGUCCCGGCCCCCGUGUUUUAUGCUUUGGCAUCCUUUGUUGUGCCGCUGGAGUUGGUGGGGUGGAUUAAGGCUUUUUGGGCAGAGGAUCCCUAUGUGCAGAAAAUAAUAACGGAAAAGGAGGAGGAUCCGACUUCUCAUGUGAAGUUCAGCUGGGUAAAUGGGGAAUUACGGCGUAAAGGAAAGCUGGUGGUGGGAAGUGAUCUUGUCCUGCGAGCUCAAAUCUUGAAUCUGUUCCACGCUUCGGCACUAGGAGGACAUCUAGGAGCAUUGGUAACCUAUAAGAGGGCAUCUGCGGUGGUUUAUUGGCCUAAGCUAAGCAAGGAAGUUCGCGAGUUUGUCCGAGGUGGAUCUCUUACACUCGACGGCAUAUCACCCAGAAACGGAUGGCCAAUCCGAGGGGAGAAGCCACACACUUGGGCGCAAUGGCUGAGGUUGGUGGAGUAUUGGUAUAAUACCUCCUUCCAUUCGACCAUCAAGUUGACUCCAUUCGAAGCCCUCUAUGGGUACGAGCCUCUGUUGCACGUUCCUUAUCUGCCCGGUGACUCGAACAUUGAGGCCGUGGAUAUAGCUCUUCGUGAUAGGGAAGAAAAGAUUGCCUUGUUGAAGGCAAAUCUGGAGCGGCCUGCAGUGAGAAUGCAAAACCAAGCUAACAAGAACAUAGUUGAUCGUGAGUACGCCAUUGGUGAAUUGAUUUUGCUGAAGUUACAGAAAUACCGACAGAAAUCAAUCUGGGGUAAACAUCACAAGUUCGGGUCGAAGUACUUUGGUCCAUAUCAGAUCGUGGAUCAGAUUGGGCAGGUGGCCUACAGGUUGAAUCUGCCGGCUACAACAGCCAUACACAAUGUGUUCCACGUGUCGCUUCUCUGA